Messenger RNA from Peniophora sp. CBMAI 1063, 1566 nucleotides. Lineage: Eukaryota; Fungi; Basidiomycota; Agaricomycetes; Russulales; Peniophoraceae. The record is from the annotation of a GenBank genome assembly.
AUGAAAGUAGUCCAUCUCCGAGCGCGUAAUCGCGUACGCUCGCCCUACGAGCGGAACCCUUACCGCCUCAUUUCCCGAAUGGAGAUAGAUGCCAUCCCUCCUUGGAGGGUGAAGUUCUCGGACUGCGAUGAAGGCGGCGGGGGACUCCAGUGCAAAGUAGAACGCCAAUCCGUUGAUACAAAGCUUUGGGACCUCAGACGAGGUUUUAUCUACGCACGCAACGACGCUCUCCGUUCUGCGCAAUUCACGCGCCCUGCGAAAGACGAAACCAGGGUCCUCACUACGAAUCGCGCAACGCCUGAGAUCGAUCGUGGGUCCCAGACCCCGCGCGCUGUGACAGAAGCCUGUGAUGAAGUCGGCGCGCCGCUGACCGACAAGCCAUCAGACGGCGACAAGGACACUGGUACUGUCGAGGCGGCGACAACGUUUGACUUCGAUCGCGACCCCCAAACCGCGCCUACCGUGGUGAACGCUACUGAAGUAGGUAGCCCGCUUUGCACCAUGUCCUCAGAUGAUAGCGUGGACACUCGUAAUGUCGAGGCGACGACGUCUGAGAGCGACUCCCAGACCGUGCCCGCCGUGGAAGGAGCUAUUCAUGAUGGCGCGCCGCUGAGCGCCGGGUCUUCAGACAGCGACAGGGACACUCGUACAGUCCUGGUGACGACCACUGAAGUUGGUUAUCCAUCUGUCCUCCCACAUGCUGGUGACGCGUCUUCGCUUGCCAAGGUCUCCCAGAUUGCAUCACCAGAAUGUGUCUACGAUGGCAUAUCAAGGUCCCCUAUCGCGCGGGUCUCCGUACAAGAUGCCGCAACUUUCCCAGGCGAAGAACAGCUUAAGUCCCGAGGGGGUGCCUCGCAGACUUGCAACGAGGACUAUCGAGUCUCCGCACAGCGCAAUGUGUAUUCUCCUAUCGGACACUCUCAAGCCCAUGCUCCGAGCGCUAUAUCCACAUCCAUGCCCGCUGAGUGCAGCGGCAUCAUGCUUCCUGCUCCAGGUAGCAACCCAAGUCCCACCGUGGCGCAUACGGCCAUAUCUACCACUCGCGCAUCUGAAGACACACGUCGUCAAUCACUGGAUGGGGUCGGAGGCUCCGCCCCUCACGAAGGCGAGCGUUUGGCUAGUACACCGAGUUGGACUCGCAAUCGAAGUGCAAGUCCGCGCGGCGUAGAUAUGUCGGAGUCUAGGGACGUUCGCCCGAAUACUCAACGGAUCGCACAGGAUCAGGGCGCAACGAUCUCCUCUAGACACAAACUUCGGAAGUAUGGGGUCGAGAUGAAUUGCUUCAGGUCGAUUGGUGCAUCUACUCUUUCAACGCCGCACGUAACCGGUCGCACAAUGCCCGGAGACGUGUACCUUCAUCUAGGAGCUGGGACGGCCCAGCUCUGGUAUAAGGACUUGCAUGGAGUGUGGGCUGCAGCGCAAACGGGUAUGGAUCAUCCGGAAUACUCCGACUACUGCCUAAACAUCUCGUCGGACUUAUGGGGCCGCUGGGUCCUGAAAAAGACUGUCAGCACAUACAAAGGAAGAGAGAAGGCACGCUAUGGCAGCGCGACCAGCCUGCAUUAG